AUGAUAUCCUCUAUCCGUCUAUUUAAACCAUCUCUGUUAUUCACUUUAAGAAAAUCAUCUUUCUUUGUGAUUAUAAUCUUUAUAGCAUUUAUUGCCAUUUUAGCCAACUGGUUCCACCUUUCAAAUUACUCACCGUUUGAAAAUCUAAAAACUGCUACAUCUUCAAACUGUGACUCCCUUCUUAAAUACGGCCGGUAUCUCAGUGAUUCCAAUGAAGACCCUUCUCAAUGGCAACCUGACGGCUGUGUAUUGAAAAAGUACAGCAAAAAAGAUCUUAACAAAUGCUUUAAACCAGGCGACGAAAUCUAUUUUAUGGGUGACUCUACGGCCCGUCAAGUUUUUAUGGGAUUCAUAACUCUUCUUUUUGAAUCUCGAAACGCUGAAAAAAAGGCCCAACGUUCUUUAAAAGCUACCCAUGAGGGAAUCAUUUUUAAGUUUGUUUGGGAUAUCUUCUUAAAUAAAGAGGCUGCUCAAUUUACUAGAAGUAUAGCACAAUCUGGCCUAAAAUCUGAAAUCAAACAAGCCGCUUUGGAAAUUGCAAUGAACAAAUCUUCUACCUAUCAACCAAAAACUUAUGUUUAUGCUACUAUGGGACCUUGGCAUGCUGCUACGCUGAAACCAGAUGUAUACCUAGCUAAAUACGAUUUUGAAAUUACAAGAUUUCUUUCUUAUUUCGACAACCAAAUUGACGGAGCUUUUGAUAAAGUUUAUUUUGCCCCACCAUUUAUUCCAUUUUACGAUAGACUUGCACCUUACAGAGCUGAUUCCAUGCUACCAUAUAAAUAUGGAAAUAUGACUACCAUUUCCGACGAAAAGUUCCAUUACUUGCGCACAGAAGAUACUGUUCUUUCCACCAAAAACCCUAUUAGGUAUACUGGUGGAGUCCGUACAAAAUCUCCCAAUUCUACUGAGAUUUCUUCAUACUAUGUCCCAGUUUUCCAGCAACUAGCAAGUGAAUGGCAAAUGUCCGCUUUUGAUGAUUUAGGGGUUCACUAUGGAAAUAUGGGAAGUCUUAUUCAAGCAAACAUUCUUCUCAAUCACAUGUGCAAUGACAAGAUAGCUGAAGAGUCUUUGAUUGAAGGAGGAACCUGCUGCGUGCCUUACAUUGAUCGAAAGGGGAAUUUCACUUUUUUCGGCUUAAUAACGAAAGCUUUAGUUGUCAUCCCUGUGUUUUUACUUUCUUAUGUUCUUUUUAGAUCCUCAAUCAAGACUUUAGAAUACUCUGUUUUGGUUGUGGGGAUUUUGUCUCCGGUGGCCAUUUGGGCCCAUAUCUCCAACGAAACCCAUCUCAUCAACAAAAGUGACUUAUAUUUUUCCAAAACUGAAUUUUGGGGUCUGCUACAGGUUUGGGGAAUCAGUGUUUUAUUGUCUGGUCUUUUUGCAAAACCCAAUCCUUCCUCUGUGAUUCUUGUCGAAUGGCAAGGUCUCUGUGUUACUCUGUAUCUCAUUAUACAGUACUCAGGUGUGACAACAAUUCUUAAUGUUUUUGAUGGCGAGGUUUGUGCGCGCCUGCUGCUCUCUAUAUGGCUGUUGCUUCAGGUGUAUGAGUUUACUCUUAGCUGCUUAACCCAUCUCGAUUCUACAAAUUCUUUUUUAGGUCUUUAUAUUCGGCUCAUCCCUACGACUUUUAAGGCUCUCGCUCGUGCUUUAGCUCUUCCUUUACUUUUGAAUGCUAGUGUUACUGAUAUUUUCAGAGAUUACCCACCAAAUUCUCCAGCUCCUUCUUUUAUCGAUCCCGCAGCAAAACUAGUUUUUGGAAUUAUUUUUGUUUUUUUGCUUUUACCAGCUGUUUAUUAUCUAAGGGAAACCAAGGAAGAAUAUUUUCUUUUAAAUAAAGCAUUCACCAUCAUAGUCACACCAAUUAGGGAAAAAGUAUCAUCUAGCCUUUUUGUUCAAAGAAUUGGUUUCCAAACAGUUUUCAUUUUAAUUAUUUCUUUAAUUUUGCGAGGUAUUAGCUGGUCUUUCCACCAAAAUCAACCUUCCACUACAUUUGGAAGAGCAAUCAACGCCAUUCUCGCGGAUUAUUGGAUAGUUGUAUUCGGCUUAUGGAUUCCUAUAGCCCAGAAAUCUCUCUUUGGUGAAGAAGAAUUUACAAUCACCUCCUUUUCUAUUGUUUCGGCAAUCGUUGCUUUAGUUGCGGCAUUUACAUAUGUGCAUUAUUAUAUUUCAUUUUAUCUUCCCAGCAAUCCUUACGAUAUUUCCCAGCCUCCUACUUAUAUCCAAAGUAAUAUUUCCGAGUAUAAUAGUGUCUUAGCACACCGUGGAGAAACAUAUGGAACUUUGACACACUUACUUUUAGUUUUAAUUGUUUCAUUCUCUUAUUUAAUUAUUCGUUUGGGAAUUGUUCAAUUAACAACACAAAACAAAACCACUCGCUUUUUCUCCCCAGUUUUAGUCACUGCUGCUCACGCUGGGUAUGAGCUACUGCUGUUAUAUCCUUAUACACUCUUAGCGGUUGGAGGAACCGUGCGGCUUAAUUAUUUUCCUACAGGAAUAGCACACGCAUCACUCAUCACUCGCUCUUUUGGGUUUGUUAGUGACGAUUACAGUUUCCCAUAUCUUAGAUGGAGAUUUUUUGGCAAAUUAAGCAAAGUCUUAGUCUUAGUGAUAUCAACCGGUGUGUUUUGGAUAAUUGCACAACUUAGUGCCAGUGUUUGGACCUUUUUCUGGCCUUCGGAUAAUCAACAAGAAGAAAACGAAGCUGCUGAAAAAGUUUUUGAUGUUUAA
Magnusiomyces paraingens is the source of this 2727-nucleotide messenger RNA. RefSeq lists its product as uncharacterized. The record is from RefSeq and is a predicted model, not a curated record. The coding region runs from base 1 to 2727 and encodes 908 amino acids. NCBI's taxonomy places the organism in Eukaryota, Fungi, Ascomycota, Dipodascomycetes, Dipodascales, Dipodascaceae. The transcript has a single exon.